AUUCAAAUGCUUGAUAAUUGGUAUCCAUUUUCCAACUAUUUUUUAGUGACUCCAUUAGAAAGGGACUUCUCUACACUCCAACUAUAGGAGAAUAAAUUGAUGAUGACAUUGCAGCAUCAUUUGAGCAAAAAAGAGGAAUCAAUUAUUAACAUGAAUAUAUGAGACUAUACAUCGCUAACGUCGUUCUGACUCAAUAACUAAAGGAAUUGCUCUAAGAAAAAGGGGAUUUAAUCUCUAAAAUCAAUAGACUUGAAGUAUUCCCUCCUUUCUUAUUAUUAGGAUGUCGACAUAUGCAAAACUAACUCCAGAAAACUAGAUUACGAGGAAUUGAAGAAACCAGAAGCACUCCCAAAAAAAUAAAUAGGUAUUCUAUUUACAAUUAUCAUUAGUUCAGAAGGUUCAACCAAAUACAAUGAUGAAAAUGCAGUCCCAAAUCAUCAAUAUCAAACUAGAAAAUUAAUUAAGAAGAAUUGA
Molecule: messenger RNA, 474 nt
Organism: Paramecium octaurelia
Lineage: Eukaryota; Ciliophora; Oligohymenophorea; Peniculida; Parameciidae
Source: the annotation of a GenBank genome assembly